AUGGGUGUCCCAGGACAUUCAAAAUUGGCAGAACCCGUGAGAGCAUCGUCAAAACCUAAUGUCAAACCGCUAAGGCAGAAACAAGGUCCUAUAGAACAAGGUGUGAAGAGGGGGCUGGAAAAACUAAUAGAUACAUUUCAACAACACGGGCUGUUAGUGGAAUGUCAGUUGGAGUAUAACACCCCUAUUUUGCCGACGGGGAAUUGUCUCCUAAGGUACCUCGGCGUCAUGCCCGCGUACAGCGCUGCGGAUGAUGCUCUGAUAACCAAGUUGGUGACUUUCUAUGAGCACCUGAAGGAUUCCCCUGCCCCUUCUCACCAAGCGACUGUCCUCUUGUUUGACCCUCGCAAUGGUUCUUUGAAAGCUGUCCUGGAUGGCAGUGUCAUCACAGCAAAGCGAACAGCUGCAGUUUCUGCCAUUGCUACCAAGUUGUUAAUGCCAGCUUUUGCAGAGGUGCUGUGCAUUUUGGGAGCUGGUGUUCAAGCAUACAGCCAUUAUGAAAUCCUCACAGAACUCUUCACGUUUAAAGAGGUCAGGAUAUGGAAUCGCAGCAAGGAGAAAGCAGAGAAGUUUGCCAGCUCUGUCCAUGGUCCCGUGCGGGUUUGCUCCUCUGCCCAGGAGGCCGUUGUUGGGGCUGAUGUGAUUGUAACAGUCACCAUGGCAGCAGAACCCAUCCUGUCUGGGGCCUGGGUAAAGCCAGGUGCCCACAUCAAUGCUAUUGGUGCAAGCAGACCAGACUGGAGAGAAUUGGAUGAUGAACUGAUGAAGAAUUGCUUUCUGUUUGUGGAUUCCAAAGAGGCUGCUCUUACUGAAUCAGGAGAUGUUAUAUUAUCAGGGGCAGAGAUUUUUGCUGAGCUGGGAGAGGUACUGAAGGGUACAAAACCAGCCCUGCCUGAGAAAACAACAGUGUUUAAAUCCUUGGGGCUGGCGGUUGAAGAUGCAGUAGCAGCAAAAUUUGUUUAUGAUGCGUGGUCAGCUGCAAACUAAAGGGGAAGUCUACAACACCAAUGAGGCCAAGAGAAUGGUUUGCACUUGGUUUCCUUGGAUCCUUUGUUAACAAGAAAGGCACCAAUCUCAUCUGAAAGUAGCCCUUCUAGAACACUCAAGAAUUAAAAGUAAAAAUUCAGCAGUUGACUGAUUUCUCAAGUUUUCUAAUUGCAAAUCUUAGAUACCUGCAGUAUUGCUAAUAAAUGUAUCUCUCUUGUAACAACAGGUAUUAGAUGUUUGCAGUGAUACUAACCAGGGUAUCUUUCCAUAUUUUGGUGUCAUUCUGGAAUCAAUGCCUUCCUCCCUAAUUAUUUAUGUUUUUGCCGUCUUUCCAUAGAUUUUGUGGUUUUUUGACAGUUAAUUCAUACUGGGGUUAAAUACAUCAGUUUGGAGAAUGGACUCUGGCAUCAUAUUUGCCUGUGAUGGUACUUUAAAUGCAGCUAUGGGUCUCAGUUCUCCAGUGACAGUAACCUUGUCUCUGGUCUCCUGGGAACACAGCCCAGCUCUGACUCCUGGACAUCCCUUCCCUUCCAACUUACACUGGGAUCUGGAAGUCACCAUUUUUAUUUUCACCCCUUGCAAUCCACCUUCCCCACCCCCAGACCCAGUGGUUUUUCAUUUAAGAGCACAGGUCUGAGUGGGAGUUUAUAUACAUAAUUAUGCCUCCACACUGUUAGAUUUCCUCUCAGUACUUCCCUUAGUUCAUUCCUCUGUGGGAUACUGCCAUUUUCAUAUGAGAACUAAAAUGUGUUUUAACUUUUAUCUGUGUUCUGUGGGGAGAUUUUGCUAUUAACCUAUGGUGCCUGUAAGUUCUAAGUUUCAUGAAGGUUGGAACCACACAAACUCAUUUCUGUAUGGUAAACUUCAAAUGUACAGGCAAAUAUUUUCAGUUUGGCUGUGCCAUGCCUCGAUUAGUAAUUGUUCUAUUAUCCCAAAUAUUAGCUGGGGCAGGAAUUUUCAUGAUCCUUCCCUGGCAGAGGAACCCUGUGACAUAAGGAAGAGUUCCAGUUUUGUGUUGUUAUGCAACUGCCUUGCAAAAGAUCGAGCAUCUGCUGAAAAAUAGCUAUUGCCCUGGAAACAAAUUCCUGUCUCAGGCUAGAGCUGUGCCUUGCAAAAUUUUAUUUCUAUUUGCAUAUUAUUUCAUGCAGGCUAUUAAGUGUUUCUUCAUGCUGUGGAAGAGUUAGAUGAAACAAUGCCAGUAGAAUAGAGUGGAGCAACAGGAAGGAGGUUCAGAAGCAGGUGGCAUUAAAGCCCCUGGUGGUGCAUAGGUAAGUACAGAAGAGGCUAAUGAGUACAGUGCAGGUGUGAUGUAAAUAAUACUCCCAAUUAUAAGCCUGGUGUAAGCUAGUUGGAAAAAAGUAGUAAGUGGCAGUUUGUAAUUUGCAGAGGUAGCAUAGAAAGGGUACCAGACCAGUAAGGGAAUAGGGACAAAGGAUGUGUUUGUGUGGAUAGAAGUUGAACUCCAUUGAUCCUGUUUAUUACAUCAGAAAGAACAACAGAAAUUUCUCUGUAAGCUUUUGCAUUUUAAUUGUAGCAAAAUUACCCUUCUAUUUUUAUGUCUUGUUUCCUUUUUGUAAUUUCUGAAGUGUUCAGAAGUGUGUGUGUUGACUUAGUUUUGUUACUUCAGUGAUGGAGAACUCCACUAGCGUGAGGCAAACAUGAAAGCCAUCAAAUUUGCAUUAUUCAGGAACUGUAUGGAAAUGUACUAUUUAUGACAACAUUCCCCCAGUCCUGUGCCCGUGUAACACAAGAUCUGUAAUUUGAAGUGAAACACCAUGUUUGGGAAGAAGUUUAUUUUCACACGUACUCUGCUACAGACUAUGCACUUUAAAAAGUAGAUUGAGCCAGUCCAAAGAGCUGGUUCUGAAAACCCACAGUGUUCUCAGCUUUCAUUGGCAAUGGGAGGUUCUGGGAGCCUGGUUCAGUGUUGUACCUCUGAUGUCAUGAAGAGGAAUCGGUUCAGUUAUAUGGGAAUUGCUUGGAUGCCAUCCUUAAGUUUUUUGAGGGGAAAGAAUAGCAUCAGUUUCCAUGUUUCCUUCUCUUACAAAUUAGAGGAUCAAGAAAUUGUGUAACUUGCAUUUAUAUUAAAAAUAA
Messenger RNA from Manacus vitellinus (golden-collared manakin), 3081 nucleotides. RefSeq names its product ketimine reductase mu-crystallin. The transcript has 8 exons. Gene Ontology annotation, biological process: thyroid hormone metabolic process. NCBI's taxonomy places the organism in Eukaryota, Metazoa, Chordata, Aves, Passeriformes, Pipridae. The coding region runs from base 1 to 987 and encodes 328 amino acids. The record is from RefSeq and is a predicted model, not a curated record. Gene Ontology annotation, molecular function: thyroid hormone binding. Gene Ontology annotation, cellular component: cytoplasm.